Molecule: messenger RNA, 900 nt
Organism: Brassicogethes aeneus
Lineage: Eukaryota; Metazoa; Arthropoda; Insecta; Coleoptera; Nitidulidae
Source: the annotation of a GenBank genome assembly
AUGACAGAAGAACUAAAAAGAAUCUAUUUUGAUGAGGAUGGCAAUAUACAAUUUGGAGACCAAUUUCUAGAAGAAAUAGAUCAAGAACAACAAAAGAAAGAGAUGGGUACAUUGGAAAGACUAGUCGAAAAAUUAAUUGAAAAUACACAAACAAAUGGACAACCAAGUUUGAAAAAUAUAGCAGACAAAUUUGUGAUUGAUAAAUUUACAAGUAAAAAUUCCAAUGCUAAUCAAUGGAUAGAUAUUUUUGAAAAAGAAUGCACUCGUUUUAAUGUUGAAUCAAAUGAGAAAAAAAUCGAAAUACUUAGAUUAUUUAUGGAUAAACCCUGUGGAGAUUGGUAUAGUUCAAUGAUUAUAAAAUUAACAAUAAACUCAGAAUGGUCGGAAUGGAAAAAUAAAUUUUGUGAAACAUUUGCAAAUAAAGGAUGGAAUCCUGUAACUUACGCUAUAAAUUAUAAAUACAAGGAGGGUGCACUAUUGGAUUAUGCAAUGAAAAAAGAAAAACUUGUAUUGGACAUGAGAAGAUCAAUUGACACAGGUACUUUGAUUGAUCUUAUUGCCGCUGGCUUACCAGAAUUCAUUUUGAAUAAAAUCGAUAGAGAAACAUUGAAAGAUACCGUAGAUUUAUUUAAUGAAAUCAGUAAAUAUGAAUAUACAAUAAAUAAAAAAAAUGCUUGGAUUAAGAAAAGGAAUGUAAAUUUUCAAAAUAAAAGUAAACAGGAAGAUUAUAAACCCUGUAAAAUAUGUGACAAAUUGGGUAAAGGUGCUCGAUAUCAUCCUGAAGCUACAUGCUGGUUCAGAAUAAAAGAGGACGAUAAAGUUCAAAAAAACUUUAUAAAACAUGUAAACAAUUCGGUAAUUGAAGCUGAGUUAAAUGAAACAGAUAAAAAAAACGAGUAA